Molecule: messenger RNA, 1755 nt
Organism: Dichomitus squalens LYAD-421 SS1
Lineage: Eukaryota; Fungi; Basidiomycota; Agaricomycetes; Polyporales; Polyporaceae
Product: FAD/NAD(P)-binding domain-containing protein
Exons: 8
Coding region: 1-1755 (584 amino acids)
Molecular function (GO): N,N-dimethylaniline monooxygenase activity; flavin adenine dinucleotide binding; NADP binding
Source: RefSeq, a predicted model, not a curated record
AUGACCCUCAGUCCCCAGGCUAUAGCGUCCUCUUGGUUCAAUGCGUUCAGCGCCGCUUUCACUGUCGGUGACCUAGACGCUCUGGCGGGACUAUUCCUUCCGGAUGGCUGGUUCCGAGACCUGCUGGUUUUGACGUGGGACAGCCGUUCCCUCGAAGGACGGGAGAAAAUCAAAGCCUUCUUGUCGCCGACCAUCUCCGGCGCGCAGGCUACGGAUUUCAAAGUCGAGGAAUCGUCACACCUCGCGCCCCACACGUCGUUCAUACCGCAAAUCCAGACCACCGACAUCGAAUUCGGAUAUACCUUCAAAUGCUCCCGCGGGCCAGGCCGCGGCUUUGUUCGCCUUCUCGCAGACAGAGACGGAGACGGAGAGUAUAGAGCUCUAACGGUUAUGAUGAUGCUUUCAGACCUAUGGGGACAUGAAGAAAGUCCGACCUUGCAUCUCAGAGAAGACGUCGCUGGUGUCGCCGGUCGUAACAUGCAGAGGGAGUUUGCUGACUGGGUGAAGGAAGUCGAAACUAAGCCUUACGUUCUCAUUGUUGGUGCGGCGCAGACUGGUCUGCAUGUCGCCGCCCGCUUCAAGCAGAUGGGCCUACCGACGCUCGUCAUCGAACGCACUCCUCGCAUCGGUGACGUUUGGCGCAAGCGAUACCUUUCUCUGGCCCUGCACACUCCACGAAAGCACCACUCAUUGCUGUAUCAGCCUUUCCCCGAUAAUUGGCCACAAUACACCCCUCGCGACAAGAUCGCCGACUGGUUGGAGCAAUACGUAGCGGUCCAGGACCUGGUUGUCUGGACUAGUGCCGAACUUGAGCCACGGCCCAAGUACGACUCCGAAAAGCGCGAGUGGGACGUGACCAUUAUCCGAGAUGGCAAGGAGUACAAGGUGCGCCCCGCGCACAUCAUCAUGGCUACCGGUACUCUAGGCGCACCGUACAUACCGGACGUCGCUGGCAAAGACGUUUUCGACGGGCGUGUCUUGCACGCCACCCUGUACAACGACCCUGAAGAGUUCACCGGGAAACGCGUUGUGGUCAUCGGGGCGGGCAACACAGCCAUCGACAUCUGCCAGGACCUCGCGCUGACCGGCGUGGGGUCUGUAACGAUGGUUCAGCGUUCGUCUACAUGCGUCAUGAGCCGCGACUUCAUGACCGACGUCAUGAAACAUGUAUUCCCUGAGGAUGUUCCCCUUCCUAUCGCGGACUUCCGUAAUGCAGGCAUGCCGUAUGGUCUGCUGAGGAAGCUGAACAUCAAGGCCGAGGGAUACAUGUGGGAAACACAGAAGGGGCUCCAUGAAAAGCUACGCAAGGGUGGUAUCCAUGUGAACAUGGGACCUGAUGGCUCAGGCCUGUUCUUUCUCACCCUUGGGCGGCUAGGAGGCCUUUGGCAAGACAAGGGUGGCGCAGAUCUCAUCGCGGCAGGAAAAAUUAAGGUGAAGCAUGGCGUCGAAAUCGACCACCUUACGAAGGCUGGCGUCGUGUUCACGGAUGGCUCCGAGCUCCCUGCCGACGUUGUGAUCCUCGCGACGGGAUACCUACAGAUGAAGGAAACUAACCGGGCUUUGCUUGGUGACGACAUCGUUGACCGGACAGGGGAGCUGUACGGGCUGGAUGAAGAAGGCGAACUGAAGGCCAGUUACAGACAGAGCGGACAUCCUGGACUCUGGUACGCUACGGGUGACUUCUACCAGAGUCGGUUCAUGUCGAAGAUAUUAGGCUUGCAACUUCAGGCUAGGCAGUUGGGUAUAGUUGAUUGA